AUGUCGAACGACCUCAACUCCAUUCGCCAGCGGUUUCGCGAGGUGCAAGAGGACGAUGCGUACCUAUCGCAGGAGCUCGAGCGCAUCCAGCGGCAGCGCGAGGAAGAGGCGCGCCACGAAGCGAAGCUGGAUUUCCGCGGGCUUCGGCUCUACCGCGAGUUGACCUCCACAUCCGAACCCAUGUACUGGCGCGAAAAUCCCGAGAAAACGGAGACCACGGGAGCUAAGCCAACCGCUCCGGCUGCUGGUAACCCUGGUAACCCUCCAGGUGGUAACAUGUGGAGUUACUCCUCCGUCGCUCCCUCUUCCUCGGUUCCGAAGCUGCAGCAUAUGGUUCAGCCGUCCGCUUCCGGAGUUACAUUCUACAGCGCGAAUGGCGGCGGAAGGAGCGGGCGAAUUGAGACGUACGAGAGUGCGGUGAAUAGCGGUGGAAGCGAGGGGAAGAAAGCUGAGAGCAAGAAGAGUAGUGGUGGUUUCGCGAGCUGGCUGAUGGGAGGAGCGGAUCAGGAGCAGCAUCUGCUGUGGGAUAAGCCGGAAUAUAAGGAGGGCGAGGCGAAACUGAUUCUCAUGUAUUCCCACGCGCCUUACGGCGAGCGGCGGCGGGGCCGCCCGUCGCCCGCGGAGUUUUACCUCGAAGACCGCGGCGAGCGCGAGCGACGUCGCGCGGAGAUCGGCGGAUUCAGCAAGGACCUGGACGAGAUGCGACAGCGACUGCGUGCGAUGCGAGUGGAGGAGACGCAGGAGAUUCAGCAGCUGCGGCAGAAGCAGGAACAGGCGGCGUUCGAAGCGGAGCAGGCGCAGAAAUUGCGCGAGCAGCAGAUUCUCCUCCUGCAGAAGCAGCGCCAGUUGUCUUACGCCACGUGGCGCGGCGAAGGCACGCGUCCGUAUGAGUCGCCGUUCGAUAAGGAGUCGGAGCUGCUACCCUCCGCGUAUCACGCUGUGGUCGGCAAGCCGCACUUACCCGUCGCGAACGCACCAGUAAGAGUCGACCACGUGGAGCUUCCUCCCCCGGUUUGGUCCGCGUCACGUUCGUCCGCGAGCCUCUUCAACUACGCGAGCCGCGGCACUGGCUCUAUUAGUCGGGCCACCGGAUCCGGCGCGCGCGGCUUGGGCGCCGCAAUGCCCGGCGCCAGCAGCGGCGCGAGCCGGAGCAGCGGGGGAAGCAGCUUGUCAGACGCCGUUUGCUCUAGCAGCAGCAGCGGCGGCUGUGACGUGACGGCUAGCCGUCAGCACUACGGGAGCAGGUACGUGACGGCCGGGGCCUACGGUCACGGCGGUAUCGCGAAUGACGUGGCGAUGACGUCACACCCGUUUAGCGGCGUUGUCCCUCCGUACACCGGCUUCAGCUUGAAGAGCGCUACGAGCGAGGCUGGCGAGAGCGCCCGAUACAAUCACACGCGCAGCGCAACCAGCAGCAGCAGCACGGACGAAAUCGACGACUCCGCGGAUUUCAACCCGCGCAGCCAGGGCAACCCGGUCGCGCUACCCGUUCCGAAACUCCCCAUUCCGCCUGCUCGCGCGCCUAACCCCCUCGUUGCUGCCUUACCGCAGACCAUCCCGCUCGCUACUAGCACAUUCGAUAGUGGCGCUCAGGACAGUGUCAUGGCGGGUGUUUCGUCCUCGCCGCCGUCCGAACCUUUGGAGGAGCUGCCAUCUGAACCGUCCACCCCGAUCGUCCUCUAUUCGCCCACCGCGUUCGCCGCUCGCCACCCCUCCAUCCAGCCGUCGUUUAGCUGCUUUCUCACCUCCUCCGCACUGCACUCCUCCGCUUCCCCCUUUUCCUCCUCCUCUCCCCCUUCCACCUCCGCCUCCUCGUUCUCCUCCCCCGUAUCCUCGUCUUUGUCAGCCUCGCUAUCCGCUACUGCUGAUGCUGCGGAUGCUGCCGAUUCCGAUGACGCGCCUCUUCUUUCGUCAUCGACUAAACGUGGCUCUGCGCACGCUGCUCGUUAUAAUCACUACGCGGAAGACGCGCUCAAGGCUUCCGCCUGGAGCCCUCCGCGCGGCUCUCUUUCGCCCCCUCCCAGCGGUUGCGCGGAUGCUGUUAUUGACGAGCCCUUGCCGCCCGCAGCCACGUCAGCGCAAUCAGACGUGGCAGAUGUGACUUGGCAGGCACCCGAGUCCUCCCCUGCGCAUUCCUUCGCUCACUCCGCAAGCCGCGCCGCGUUCGACGGUGGAGUUACUCCUUCUCUGCCUCAUGCAUCUCUUUUGAUGUCUUCUCACGACUUCGCGGAAAAUUCGGAUGAAGUAGCAAAGGCAGAGGCAGCGGCGAACGCGGCUAGCACCGUACCUGGCGCCGCAUCUUCCGCCGCGAAUAGCGCCGCAACAUCCGCCGCCGGUGGCAGCUCGUUUUCUCUCGGGAACCUCUUCUCAUGGACGCGCGCAGAAGCGACAGCGCAACCGCCCAAACCUGUGUCACUGCCGCCCACGCUUUCUCUCGCUUCAGCACAGGUGUUCACGGGACCAGAAUUUCACUCCACGUCAUCCUACUUCGUCUCCACGUCAUCAGGCAGCUCCAACCGUUCGAUCAACGGCUACGAUGCCGAAUCGGAGGGCAUCGACGGCUCACGGGCCAAGGAGGGGAAAGGAGGGGAGAAUGGAUUUGAGAACAUUAAAGAGGAUGACAGCAAGGGGAAGGCGCCCAAGUCGUCGUCUAAAGCGGCUGCUGCGGCCGCCAUUGCUGCCGCCGCUGCCGCCAAGAUCGCCGCGCUGGGGAUUGGGGGGAAGGCGGAGGAGAAGCGGCAUGCGGAAGGGGGGGAGUCGGGAAGCCGGGGGGAGGAAGAAGGGGGAGAAGGGGAAGCGGAUGAAGACGAGGAGGAGGAGGAGGGCGGAGAGAGGAGAGAGGGAGCGCGGAAAGCGUUCUGGGACGAGGGGGAGUAUGAGGGGGAGGGAGAGGCGGAAGAGGAGGUGAACGAGAUAUUGGAGCUUCAGGAGUGGAUGGAGGCGCAGAUGCUGGUUGAGGGGGUGCGGAGGGCGCUCACGCGCGGAGGGACCGGGGGAAGCGGAGCGGUCGGGGGAAGCGGAGUGGGGAGAGUGAGUGAGGUGGAAACUGGAGGGGGAGGAGGGGGAGCGGCAGCAGCAGGAGCAAGAGCAGCAGCGAGUGUGUGUGAUGCUGAGAUGGAAGCAUGGAUGCUUGCUCUGCCUCCGCUGGUGGUGAUGGCUCGUAGUGACGAUGGUGUUGAGGAGACUAGUGAGGAGGAAGAGGUGGUGGAAGAGGAGGGAGAGGAGGUGGAAGAGGAGGGAGAGGAGGUGGAAGAGGAGGUAGAGGUGAUUGAGUUGGAGGAAGGGGAGGAGCUGGAGGAGGGAAUGGAGGUGGUAGAGAUUUUGGAGGAGAGGGAGGAGGAAGAGGAGUAUGAGCAGCAUGAGGAGGAGCAUGAGGACGCAAGGGAAGAAGCGGAGGUUGUGGAAGAGGGUAGUGAGAGUGCGAGCGACAACGAGUGUGAUGAGGAUGGGCAUGGUGGGGAGGCGUAUGGAAGUGAGGGAGAGGAGGAGAGGGAAUUUGGCAGUGAAUGUGGAAGUGAGUAUGAGAGUGAGAGGGAGAGAGAUGAGGGGAGUGUGAGUGAGAGGGGCAGUGAGUGUGGGAGUGAGAGUAGAAGCGAGAGUGGGAGUGAGUGUAGGAGCGAGAGUGGGAGUGAGUGUGGGAGCGAUAUUGGGUCAGUGAGUGAGGCGAGUGAGGGUGUGAGUGUGAGGAGCGGAAGUGAGAGUGAGGAUGAGAGGGAGGAGAGAGAAGAAAAUGAGGAUGAGAGUGAGGAUGAGAGGGUGGAGAGUGAGGAGGAGAGGGAAGAGGGUGAGGAGAGGGAGGAGAGUGAGGAGGAGAGAGAAGCGGAGAUCAAGGAGUGCGGUGGUAGUGAUGGAGGGGAAGUUGGUGAGAGCGAGGAUGAGAGGGAGGAGAGAGAAAAAGAUGAGGGCGAGAGAGUGGAAAUUGAGGAGGAGAUUGAGGAGUGUGGUGGUAGUGAUGGAGGGGAAGUUGGCGAGAGUGAGUGUGGGAGUGAGAAGGGAGAGGAGGGCAGUCUGGAGAAUGAGGGAGAGAACGAGGAUGGGGAGGAGGGAGGUGAAAGGAACGCGGGAGAGGAAGCUGCUGAGAGUGAGUGCGGGAGUGAGUGGGAAGAGGAAGCGAGUUUGAAGAGUGAAGGAGAAAGCGAGGAUGAGAGGGAAGAGGGCAUUGAAGCGAGGGAGGAGGAGGAAAUGGAAGCGAGGGAAGAGACGGAGGAGAAGGUAGAGAGGGAAGAGGAGGAAGGGAUUGAUACCGAGGAGGGAGCUGAAACAAACAGUGAAGAAGCAGAAGAAAUAGUGAAAUCAGAAGAGGCAGAAAGUGAACUGAAUGGUGCAUGUGAGGACGCGGGUAUAGUAGUGUGUGAGGAGAGUGCUGAGAGUGUGGAAGAGGCACAGGAGGAAGAAGAGGAGGGACAGAAGGGAAAAGGAGUGCAGGAGAGUGUGGAGUUGAGUGGUGUGGAGAGAUUUGAGGGGAAGGACGAUGCUGCUUCGUGCAUUUCCCCUUCGUGCAGCGAUGAGGGGAGUGUGAUGGGUGGAGAGGGACACGUUAAGGAGAGAAGGGAUGAGACAACAGACGUGGCAGGGAGCGCUGACCUGGCGGGAACCGUCCUUGAUGCUGCUGAUGUGGCCGACGGUGCAGACGUGACAGAAGGAGCCGACGUGGCUGAAGAUGCGGAUGUGUCAAGUUGUGCUGAUGUGGCAGAAGGAGCUGAUGUGUCAAGUGGUGUCGACGUGGUAGGAAGUCCGGAAGCAUGUGACAGGCUGGCAGAGGACGCUGGAUUAGGCGCAGGGGGGAAGGAGGAAGGGAGUGAGGAGGAAAGUGAGGAGGGAAGUGAAGAGGAGAGUGGGGAGACGACGGGUGAGGACGAAGCUGGUGUGGAGGAAGAGAGCGGUGGGGCUGAGGAGAGUGUGGAGGAAGGAGUAGAGAGAGAGGAGCACCAGGAGGUAGCUGAGGAGGAAAGAGAGGAUGAGGAGGUGGAGGUGAAGGGAGAGGAGGGCGAGGAGGGAGAGGAGGUGGAGGUGGUGUAUGAGUAUGUGAGUGAGGGGAAUUCGGAAGUAGGGGAGGAAGUGGAAGUGGAGGAAAUGGACGAAGCAGAGGGAGAGGAAACUGAAGAGAAGGAGGAAAUGGAGGGCGAGGAGGUGAAGGAGGGAGAGGGGCAUGAGGAGGAGGACGAGGGAGCGAGGGAAGAGGGAGUUGAAGUGGAGGAAGAAGAGGAGGUAUUGGAAGCACAGGCAGAAGAGGUGGAAGAGGAGGGAGCGGAGGAAGAGGGAGAGGUAAAGGAGGAGGAAGAGGAGGGAGCGGACGAGAAGGAAGAGGAGGGCGAGGAGGAAGAGGUAGAUGAGGAGGACGAAGAGGGAGUGAUAUACGAGUACGUGAACGAAGAGGAUCUCGAGGACGGGGAGAAAGAAGAGGAGGUGAUGGAAGAAGCACAGGCAGACGACGGGGAAGAGGUAGCGCAGGAGGAGGGAGAGGAGGUAAAGGAGGGAGAGGAGGGAGUUAUAUACGAGUAUGCUAAUGAGCAGGAUCCUGAAGACAGGAAGAAGAUGGAGGAAGCGACGGAGGAAGGAGUGCAACUAGAGGAGGGCGAGAGGGAAGAGGAGGGAGAAGAGGAGGAAGAGGAGGGAGAAGAGGAGGAAGAGGAAGAGGGAGAAGAGGAGGAAGAGGAGGGAGUGAUCUAUGAGUAUGUGAACGAGGAGGAUCUCGAGGAAGGGGAGGAGAUCGUUGAGUUCGUGUAUGAAGACGAGGAGAGAGAGGAGGGAGUGGGAGAGGAGGGAGAGCAGGGAGAGGAGGGAGAGGAGGAGGUGGCAGAAAGUGGGGAAGAACAGGAGGAAGGGGAAGAGUAUGAAGAGGAGGAAGGAGAGGAAGCGUAUGAAGUAGUGGAGGAGUUGGAAGAGGAGGACGGGGGAGAGGGUGGGGAGGAGGGAGAAGAAGAGGAGGAAGUUGAUAUAUUGGAGGGCGAGGGGGAAGGGGAGGAGGUGGAGGAGAUAUUAUCGGAGGAUGAGCGGGAAAAGAUGCUGGAUGAUAAUGGUUACCUUGAUGAUGGUGGGGAGGAGGGGGAGGUGGAAGAGGGGAUUGUAGGAGAGGAGAGUGUGGGCGCGGAGAGUGUGGGCGAGGAGGAUACGUUGGAUGGUGGGGAAAAGGGGGAGGUGAAGGAGGAGGGACAGGAGAGUGUGGGAGGCAUGGAGAGGGACGGAGAGGACGGUGAGGUAGGAGUGGGGAGUGAGGAUGGAGAGGGAAGCAGGGGAGAGGAGGGGAAAGAGGCGGAGGGAGAACAUGGAUCUGGAAGUGAGGAACACAAUAACGAGGAUGGGGAAUGGGAGGGGGGUGCUGAGGAACGUGAGGAUGUGAGUGUGGGUGGGGAGGAGGGGAGUGAGUAUGGUGAUGAUGUGAGCUUGGGGAGUGAUGAGGAGUACGAGGAUGUUCAGGAGGAGUAUGAAGAGGUGGAGGAGGAACUGUCUUACACUAUGAGUGAGGGGGAGGGUGGGGAGGAAGUGAGUGAGGGAGGUGAAGAGGGAGAGGGUGAGGGAGUGGGAGAGGGAGAGGAAGGAGAGGCUAUUGAGGAGGGUGUUGCAAACGGUUCAGAGGGAUCUGGGGAGGAGAUUGAGGAGAGCAGAAGUGGAGAAGAAGAUUCGAGUGCACAUGAUUCGCCUCACAUGAGGAUUGAAGAGGAGAGAGUGAUGGGAGAUGGAGGUAUGGAGAAGGAUGAAGAGGCGGUGUCCGAGGAUGGAGAGUGGGAGGAAGUGGGGUCAGAGGAAGGCUCGUGGGAAGAUUCAGAGGAAUUCUCAGAGGAGGGUUCACAUGGGGGCGAGUUGGAGAGCACCGGACAAGAAGCAGCAACCAGUGCUGCCUCUACACCAGCGCAAAAGGAGCAGAAGCAGAGGGCAGGGCGGAGGCGGCGCAGGGUGCACAAGGCGGGAGUGUCGUUUGGGAAAUUCAUCCCCGCUGAGUUGAGCGAGCUGGAGUCCCACGAGCUGGAGGGGGAGGGCGAGGCGGAGGGGCACAAAGGGGAAGAGCAGGAUAAGGGAGUGGUGCUGUGCGGUUGA
Messenger RNA from Closterium sp. NIES-65, 7035 nucleotides. NCBI's taxonomy places the organism in Eukaryota, Viridiplantae, Streptophyta, Zygnematophyceae, Desmidiales, Closteriaceae. The record is from the annotation of a GenBank genome assembly.